Molecule: messenger RNA, 572 nt
Organism: Penicilliopsis zonata CBS 506.65
Lineage: Eukaryota; Fungi; Ascomycota; Eurotiomycetes; Eurotiales; Aspergillaceae
Exons: 2
Biological process (GO): translational termination
Cellular component (GO): mitochondrion
Molecular function (GO): translation release factor activity
Source: RefSeq, a predicted model, not a curated record
GCUCCAUUCAAAAUCAAGGGACUCGGUUAUCUCGCAGACUAUUUACGCACUGUUUCAUCUAUCAACCCCCUUUUGAGACGAAACUAAAGCCAGGCGCAACAGUACAAUUCCAGCAGCAUCACCUAUACCUACUCUGUUCCUGGCCUGCCAGCCUAUCACUGAUGUUCCGCCUGGGCUUUGUGGACAAGAAACGGGCCAUCCAACUAGCACGGUGUUUUUCAAACCUCACGCCCCUCAGCGCAAAGCAGUUACCGCCCCGUCUCCAGAUCGACGAUGCGGACGUGACCGUGUCCUACCUGAAAGGCACCGGGCCGGGCGGACAGAAAAUCAAUAAAACCAACUCCGCCGUCCAAAUCAUCCACAAACCAACCGGUCUCGUGGUCAAAUCGCAGGCUACCCGCUCCCGGUCUCAGAAUGAAAAGAUCGCCCGCCAACUACUAGCCGACAAAGUCGAGCUGCUGCAAAAGGGCGACCAGAGCCGCAUCGCCCUCAAAGCCGACCAGAGCCGCAAGAAGAAAGCUAGCAAGUCGAAGAAGUCGCGCCGCAAGUACCGGGAUCUCGAGGAUGCGAAG